AUGAGAGCCGGGAGCAGAGGCCGUCUGAUUGCAAUCCCGUCCUUCUUCGGCAUAAUGUGCCAACUGUGCAUCUUUGGCGUAGGGAUGCCCAUAUACCUCAUACUACACCUUUUCACCUCGCCGGCAAGCUUUAAUCCAAACAGAGAAAACACAGAUUUCCCUUUUUUCAGAGUGAAUACUUUUCUAUGGAGCAUAUCUAAUGGUUACAUACUACCCACCAUCCUUAUAGCCUUUCCCAAUAUGUCAAAAGGGCUGCUGCCUUCAAAACAGCACGCGAUUGCCUUUUGGCAACCCUGGCCCAUAUAUAUAUCCUUAAUUCAAUAUGUGCUAAGCAAAUUCUCUAUCAUCUGCUCCUGUUUUGGCCCUCAGAGCAACAGCAUCACGUCCCGGCAAACAAAAACUCGAAAUGGUUUACGCCGGAUAUAUGCUUUCGCAUUCUCUUGCGCGGCUAUUCCCCACCUUGCCUCCUGGACUAUAUCGUUGGCUGCCUGGGUUUUCCCAACACUCUUUAGUCCAAACACUGCAUCUACACUAGCCCCACGUAAUGUAUUUGUGAAUCAAUUUCCCUGGUCGUCCGCCCGUCCUGAAUCGUUAGGAGUAGGAACAUUAUGGUUUUUACAGUGGGAUCACUUGAUAGGGGCUAUAGUAGCGCUGGUUUGGACUGCGAUACUCUAUGCUGCUGCCCAUAUUGAAUGUCGAAUUCCGAUCAGCGGCUUUAAGUUAAUGCUGAAAGUGGCCGCCUUCUGCGUUGUGGCUGGGUUUGCUGGAGCCGCAGUGGAAUUGAUGUGGGAGAGAGACGAGCUAUUACUCGAUUUGCAGGAUGCCAAAAGGGACAAAACCUUUAAAAGCCAAUAG
Coccidioides posadasii C735 delta SOWgp is the source of this 855-nucleotide messenger RNA. Lineage: Eukaryota; Fungi; Ascomycota; Eurotiomycetes; Onygenales; Onygenaceae. The record is from RefSeq and is a predicted model, not a curated record.